AUGGAUCAGAACGAUGAAAGUGAUGUUCUAGAGGAAGAGGAAAUUGAAGAAAUAGUUGCUAAAUUACCAGAUAAAACUGCUGAAGCAUGUAAUGCAAUGCAAACUAUUAUUUGCUAUGAAGAACAGGAAAUUUAG
Messenger RNA from Racocetra persica, 135 nucleotides. The record is from the annotation of a GenBank genome assembly. NCBI's taxonomy places the organism in Eukaryota, Fungi, Glomeromycota, Glomeromycetes, Diversisporales, Gigasporaceae.